Messenger RNA from Gopherus flavomarginatus (Mexican gopher tortoise), 5524 nucleotides. It is a transcript of the gene KIF24, whose product is annotated as kinesin family member 24. The record is from RefSeq and is a predicted model, not a curated record. The transcript is spliced from 12 exons. NCBI's taxonomy places the organism in Eukaryota, Metazoa, Chordata, Testudines, Testudinidae. Gene Ontology annotation, molecular function: microtubule binding; ATP binding; microtubule motor activity. Gene Ontology annotation, biological process: microtubule-based movement. The coding region runs from base 83 to 4429 and encodes 1448 amino acids.
UUACCUUUGUCAGCUAUGACUGACUGUUUUGUAUGGAUCUAAUGUUUCUUUUGUUUGAUUUCUAAUAGAGCUUAAAUUGAAGAUGGCAUCGUGUCUGUACGAAUGCCUUUGUGAGGCAGAACUUGAAAAAUAUUAUCCUCAGUUUGUUGCCCUUGGCCUUCAAAAGAUAGAUGAACUAGCCAAGAUUGCCAUGAAAGAUUAUGCCAAACUAGGGGUCCAUAACAUGAAUGAUCGCAAGCGCCUCUUUCAACUCAUUAGAAUCAUCAAAAUUAUGCAGGAAGAAGAAGAAGGAGCAGGCACAACCAAGCAAGAUUUUCAACCAUGUGACCUCUACAUCCAACCUCAGGUGACCAGGUCAGGUCCUCGUAGACAACUACAUUUUGAGUCCCUCUUUGAGAAAAAGGAUGGAACAGUUAAAGACUGUGAACUUGAAUUGCAGAGUUUCUCUGAUUUCUGUACUAACAAAGAGAAGGAAAGUUUGGUGGAAAUGUUAGGACAUGUUCUACCAGGGGACUCAGAGGACAAUAAAAUAACCAGAAGAGACAUCCUGAAUGUUCCUGGAACAUGCACGCAAAAUGAACUGGACUGUCCUACAAUAUAUUCAUCAAAUAAUAUUGCCCAUCUGUUGGGGGAUUCUGAAGCUCCCAUCAUACAGAGAGUGACUCAUAUUUCUGGGUAUAAUUAUGGACUACCUCAUUCUUGUAUCAGAUCUAGUACCUCUGAGAAGGAGAUGCCGUGGACAGAGACUGACAAAAUCCGAGUGUGUGUCAGAAAACGUCCGCUGGGCCUGAGAGAGGAGCGGCGGGGGGAAGUUAAUAUCAUCAGAGUGGAAGAUAAAGAAACUCUUCUUCUCCAUGAGAAGAAGGAGGCAGUUGAUCUUACCCAAUACAUUUUGCAGCAUGUUUUUUAUUUUGAUGAAGUCUUUGGGGAGGCAUGUACCAAUCAGGAUGUGUAUAUGAAGACUGCGCACCCCCUCAUUCAGCACAUUUUUAACGGCGGCAACGCCACUUGCUUUGCAUAUGGACAGACUGGUGCUGGCAAGACUUACACUAUGAUAGGGAGUCACCAGAACCCAGGACUCUAUGCACUGGCUGCUAAAGACAUCUUUAGACAACUAGAGUCAUCCCAGUCAAGGAGAGAGCUCUGUGUAUGGAUCAGUUUUUAUGAGAUCUACUGUGGACAGCUUUAUGACCUGCUAAAUGGAAGGAGAAGACUUUUUGCAAGAGAAGAUAGUAAGCAUGUUGUACAAAUAGUUGGCCUGCGUGAGGUUCAAGUGGAUACCGUAGACCUACUGUUAGAGGUAAUUUUGAAGGGUGGAAAGGAGCGUAGCACUGGGGCAACUGGAGUCAACUCAGAUUCCUCCCGUUCUCAUGCUAUCAUCCAGAUUCAGAUUAAAGACUCUGCAAACAGAACAUUUGGGAGGAUCUCUUUCAUUGACUUGGCUGGCAGCGAGAGGGCAGCUGAUGCCAGAGACUCAGACAAACAAACAAAAAUGGAAGGAGCAGAAAUAAACCAAAGCCUUUUAGCUUUAAAGGAAUGUAUUCGGGCUCUGGAUCAGGAACAUGCUCAUACUCCUUUCCGGCAAAGCAAAUUAACUCAGGUACUAAAAGAUUCUUUCAUUGGAAAUUCUAAGACGUGUAUGAUAGCUAAUGUGUCACCUAGCCACAUAGCUACAGAACAUACCCUGAACACGUUAAGAUAUGCUGACAGGGUAAAAGAACUGAAGAAAGGGAUUAAAUGUUGUACCCCUGUCACAAACAGACAUCGGAUAGCUGGAAAUGUAUCUCCAAAACGGAUCCAAAACUCUCCUUCCACGCACAUGGGAGAUAAGAGCUCUCCAAAGAAAGUAAAACUAGGACUUCAUCAUCCUUUAAGUUCUUUGAGAAUAAAGGCAUCCCCGUCAGUGUUCCAUCCAACCAAUGUCCCUUUUUCCUCUACCCCAAAAGGAGCCAAGGGUCAUGCCCACAAAGGAAAUCCAAGCUCACCAUGGCUCAAUCACACCAGUCCCAUUAAAGGAAUGCUAAAGAUAGGGCAUCCCAUGAAGAAAAAGACUGAUGAUCUGACACUGCCGUCUGAGAAGCAUCAUACUGCAAAAGAUUUUGUUGUCGCUACAACUGCAGUCCCAGAGACAAGAGAGAGUGGGCAAGGAGAUAAUUGUAUUCAAGAUAAACAACCUGUCAGAUGCCUGAAAGUACAGACUGUGCAACCUGUACAAAAGCAGCUCAUUUCCAGAAAUGGCUUUUCCUUUGGAGAUGGAAAUCACCCAUCAGACAGCAGUCAGUGCUCUGCAAAUGUUUUUACCAAACAGUGCAUUGAAACCUGGGCAAAUCUCCCUCCACAUCAGAAAGAAAGAGAACAACAUUUGCGCCUUUACCACCAGCAGUUUCAGCAGCCACCUAUUCUACAGCAGAAGUUGAACUAUCAACCACUUGAGAGGUUUUUAGCCCAAUACAAGCCCCAGGAAACUGGAGUUAAACAAGACCGGACCCUUCCUCCCACGGACUCACAAUGCAAAGAGGGGGUGCUGCUGGAAGACCUGGACGACAGUGAUUUUAGUGAAGACUCUUUCUCACCUAUAUCCAACCAAAGGAAAGUUAAAAGAAACACCAGUGAGAGCAGCCAACUUUCAUUUUUCCUUCAUCGGAGAGAACAAGAAAGUGAGGAGGAGAAAGGCCAAGAGAGACAGGGUUUAUUUUUUGAACAUGCAACACACACACACGAGCAUGAACUUACUGACAGCUGGGAUUAUGGGAAGGGCUUUGCAUUUCCAGAACCGGGGGAGCCCAUUAGAGAUGGAGAAAGCAGCAAGACUCAGUCUGACUGGAGCACAGAGGAUGACUUCACUAUUGAUUCUUCUGUGAACAAUAAUACUGCAGAAAAACCUUAUUGCUUGCGGGAAGAACUUGUCAGUAACUGGAAAAACAGCAAGGAUUUACCAGCUGAUCAUAAACAAUACAAAUCUGAAUACAGACCUCUAGUUUAUCCCGGUGAAAGCUCCACGUUCCCAGAAAAGGGGACACAAAGUCCACAUGUUCCCCACGCAUUGGAUUCAGGGACUACAAAAUGCAACAAGAUCAGCCUUCCACAUGCACAAAGGGAAGAAUCCAUCAAAGACGGACAAGCUCCAGUUGCAGGAAACUUAGAAGGGAAGAAACUAAAAAAUGGAACUAGCCCCUGUGGAGCUUUUAAUACUUCAUCAGAAUUCACUUCUGAGCUGAUGGCCCCUCUGACAAUGUCUCUCCUUGACAGUGAGGAGGCAGCUGAUCCAGAGAACAUCCUUUCUGAUCAGGAAAAGGCUCUCCAAGUGAAACAGAUGUUGGAAAGAAAAAACACUAGCCCCAGCAAAAGGUUAGAGGGAGAGGCCAGGCAGUUUCUUAGAAAUAAAGCCUCACCAACAGGCAGCAUGCCAGAGCUGGGUGAACAAAUGGACCACAGUGAAAGGAAGUCCACUCUGCAGCACUCCCCACAAACUGAGAACAAGUGGCUCUCACAGUCCUCUUGUGAUGCAAAGCCUUCUUGUAGCUCUGGAGGUUCAUCUCCAUGGAACACACAUCCAAGUUCUAUUAAUGGUUUAUUUGUCCGAGAUGAAGACUUGACAAAAGCAUCAGCAUCUGUCAGAGUCAAAAACCCUUGUGGAGAGAAUGAAGAUGAAUUGUUUCUUCAUAACUUAAAGUGCAGAGAAUACCUGGAUAACAGCAGGCAGUAUGAUGCUGAUACUGAGAAUACCACUGGUAGCCUGCUGAGCGGCCCAGAAAAAUCUAGCCUGGGUAAAGGACCCAAUGUGGGGCCCGCAUCUCAGACUGUACAUGUUGAUUUGCCUGAAAAGGGUUAUUUUUCAUGUGCACCAUCCAUUCUGAAUGCAGGAAGAGUGGAGGGUACAACUUCAUCCCCCUCUAGAGAAAGCAGCCCACUGCAGCCCAGGUCAGAAUUCAGGAGCAAGGACUUGAACCAUUCUGAAGAUACAUUCAAGUUGUCAUUCAGUGGUGAGGAAAUAGGGCUGCUUAAGAAUAAACUGAUACAAAGUAUUUUUACACAAGACUGUUUUGAUGCUGCACAACAGGAUUCAAGAUCCGUUACCAAAGAGAUCAGAUCAUUAGCAAAUCAAAACACUCACCCAAAUCCAUCCAUCAUUAGCACCCAGAUUGAUACGUCAGAAACAUCAAACCGGCACAGAGAAGCCCUGGGAAAGGCACAGCAGGUUGUGAUCCAAGCCCAUCGAGAGCAGCUGGAUGAAAUGGCAUCCCUGUGUUUUAAGGAAGAGACCUUGAUAAAUCAGAUGUCGGCAGCAGAUUUUGAAAAUUAUGUGACCAGACUGGACGAAAUCCUGAUGCUGAAAUCAAAGUGUAUCCAAAGCAUGCGAGCCCAACUGCAGCUCUAUUUAGCCUGUCCCGAGACUGACGCUACCCUGCAAAGAACUACAACACCUUAGUCCGCUUCAGAUUGCAUUCAUCCCUCACAGACUAGUUACGGCAACAAAUGCUCACUAUUUCCCCACCUAUGGGGGUUAGGUUCCCCUGCAGCAAGGGAGGUGGUUAGUGUAAAGUUUGGUGUUUACGAUUAACAUAUAUUUUAGAUAAUGGCUGAGAGAAAUUUAAGUAAAUGAGAAAUCUUUAUAGAUCUGGUUUGAAGCCAGGGGCGCUCUAGUCCCAGGUCCACCUUUAUAAUAGGAAAUCAUAUGCUCUGAAGCAAUAAUUCUGUAGCCUUUAAAUGCACCAUGCAAACAGCAGGAGUCCCCGGCUGUGGUUUUCGUACUCGCUCCUCUCGUUAAAGGCACUUGUGUGCUGCUGAGAAACUGACGCAGCCAAGAAAACACUCUGAAACCAGAGAAGUCUGUGAAAAGAAAUAUUCCAGACUUACAAGAACUGUUUUAAAAAGCGAGUGAGGAAAUGGAGGGGAACAGCUGUUUGCUGGAAUAAAAUAACCAGGCAGGUGUUUAAUGCAAGUCUAGUUAGAGCCAGACUGGUGUAUACUUUCAGAAGAACCAAGGAGGUAGCUACAGUCAUUCUGUGCCUUAUACUAACAUUGCAGACCCAGUAUAGAAUGCUUUAAGUGGACAAUAAAUGACUUAUUAGAAGGCUCAUGUGCAAGAGAACUUGCACUGAAAAUUCAUAUGCUGCUGCCUGUAUUGAUUUUACAUUGGUGACAGUUAAUCAGAGAAUCUUGGCCUAGUGGCAGGUGGGAUGGCUGUGGGUCUGUCUAGUGCUGCAGCGUAUGCAAUAGUACAGUUCUCCCAGUCAGAUCAAACUGCAGAACUGAUUUUCCCCCUCAGAGCCAGCUGCAAAAUAUCACCAGCUUGUUGUGUUUGGGUUUAGACACUCAUUAGCCUCACUAGUUCCUGAAGUUGGCUGCUGAAUCUCACACCUCAGAGCCAUCAACUGGAUCCCUCCACAGAUGCAUUGGACAUGUCUCUUAUGUCCCAUGUUUGCUCCACAAAGGAGUAUACCAGCUUAAGCCAUAAGUGACCUUGAAGAAUGUGCAGCUCAGAUCAUGUACUCCAGAAACUGAACACAUUUUAAAAUCUGUU